Messenger RNA from Wasmannia auropunctata (little fire ant), 535 nucleotides. RefSeq lists its product as uncharacterized. The coding region runs from base 38 to 535 and encodes 165 amino acids. The transcript has 4 exons. The record is from RefSeq and is a predicted model, not a curated record. Lineage: Eukaryota; Metazoa; Arthropoda; Insecta; Hymenoptera; Formicidae.
AAGAAACAUAUCUCAAUCUCGUUAUUUACCUAUUACAAUGGAAUAUUUUAUCGAUCAAGAAAAACAUUUCUGUUUAAUUCUUUUGUAUACAUAUAUAACCUUUUGCAUAGGAGUAACUGCAAUGGUAGCGAUAGGAACGAUGCUUAUAGCAUAUCUUCAACAUACCUGUGGAAUGCUUAGCAUCUCACGUUAUCGUAUUAAUCGCGCAAUGAGAUUUAAUAUGCUGAAAACUGAGAAAUUUAUAUUCGAAGAAAUAUUUCAUGCUAUAGAUAUUCAUCGACAAGCUAUGAGAUUGUCUGAACUGUUGGCAUCCAAUUUUGAGAUAAUGCUGUUCUUCUUAAUAAUAUUUGGAGUUACAUCUAUGAGUCUCAACCUCUUGCAAGAGCGACGAUUCGGGGCCUUCCUGGCCGAGGCCAGUCCAACCCUUUCUCGUCCCACCAUGGAUGGCCCGGUUUCCACGGGUGUGACGGAUUCCAUGCCUAGCGCUUCGCCGCCCGGAAGGACGUCGAGAUCGUCGACAUGGCCUACCGCCUGA